AUUAAGUUUGAACAAAGACUGGUUCCAUAUAGUGGAUUUAAUGAAAUUGGAUUGGAGAAUAUUCACAUUAUAUUAGUGUUUCACUUUCAACAUAAGUAUCAUGAUGAGGAGCUUCAUCAUCAUCACAGUGCUGUCAGCACUCGCAGCCUGCAGUGUUGCUGACCUCCCGAGCGAGGAGGAGAUGUAUACCAUAGUAUACGAUGAAAAGUACCCCAAUGGAACGAUUGUGUCUGACGCAGAGUUUGAUUCCAGAUUUAAAAGUGUAAUACCGUUAGCUGAAUGGCGAUGUCGAUCACCGGCGAUCUCUCGACGGCAGCAGACGGUUACUGUGGCAUAUCACGGUGAUCCCCGUGAUAUAAUAACCAGAACAACUUUUAGUCAAUCUGGAAAUCCGAGAAUUUCCCAAACUCCAUUGAUGAGAAAUAGCAUUUUAAUAACAAUUACGUCCCGAUCUGGUGUAGGCAUUGACUCACUAGUUCAGAUAUUUACUUGAACUUAAUUCCUCACGUUUAGGCAUCGAUCACACCAUAACAUAACAUAACAUCACGCCUUUUAUGCCCGAAGGGGUAGGCAGAGGUGCACAUUAUGGCACUUAA
Spodoptera litura is the source of this 596-nucleotide messenger RNA. Lineage: Eukaryota; Metazoa; Arthropoda; Insecta; Lepidoptera; Noctuidae. The record is from RefSeq and is a predicted model, not a curated record.